Messenger RNA from Branchiostoma floridae (Florida lancelet), 5335 nucleotides. RefSeq lists its product as uncharacterized. The transcript is spliced from 9 exons. Lineage: Eukaryota; Metazoa; Chordata; Leptocardii; Amphioxiformes; Branchiostomatidae. Gene Ontology annotation, molecular function: death domain binding; protease binding. The coding region runs from base 107 to 3568 and encodes 1153 amino acids. Gene Ontology annotation, biological process: signal transduction. The record is from RefSeq and is a predicted model, not a curated record.
ACAAGCUGUUCCUGUUUUCGUCGGCGUCACCAUAUGCACGGCAGGACCGACCGCUUUAACGUUGUUUCGAGAGGCAUUGAAGUACAGCUAUCUGCAUCUUGCAAGAAUGUCGAAAAAUACGGGCCAGCAUGACACCACCACGGGCGCUGAAAGAAAAGAGCCUCGUGUAUUUGUCAUCCACGCAGGGGAAGACAAAGACUCGUUUGUCCGCCCAUUGGUUAGCAAAUUGCAAGAAAGGGGGCUGGAUGAAGAAGAAAUCUUUUUCGAUGACGUUUCCAUCCAACCUGGUGACGUCAUCAGGGAGAGAAUAAUUUCGACCUUAUCGAGUGAAAGUUUAAAGCUUGCUGUCGUUGUUGUCAGCACAGCAUUCCUUAGCAAGCCCUAUUGGCCUAGGCUAGAGUAUGAAACAUGUCUGAAAAACAACAAACACAUAUUCCCCAUUUGGUUCGAUGCCAACGAAGACAACUUUACAGUAUUCAGCGAGUCCGUCGGAAGGUACUCCCCCACUUUGAAACAGAUGAGCGGAAGACGUGUACAGAGAGAUGAUGUUCCUAAUGCACUGCCAACCGUCGCUUCUGAGAUCAUACAACGGCUCUCUACGUUGAGAUAUGGACAGCCUGCAGCAAUCCAAACGCAUCUUCAUUUUGUGCCUUCUCCGUCCGAGGGUGAUUCCAGUGACUUAGAAGAAGACACCAGUAUUGGAAGUGGCGCAGGUAUCAUCAAUGAACAGUCCACAGAGGACAGUCUCAAGGCAAAGCAUGCGCAGCUACAACUAAUUGAAAAAGUCGGAGAAAUACAGCUACAAAUGUUGAAGAGGGCAGAGGGCCUGCUUUCGAAGGAAACUAUUACGCAAAUGACAAAGGACACACUAGGUGAUCUUUAUCAGCAAAGUUUGCGCAUUAUUGGGGUCAAGACGGGCAGCGUCAUUAUUCACGUAAUCCCACGUGAUCUGUCAACCUUGGACAGGUUUUGGAGAGACUAUAAGUCAGGACAGCUCAGUAAACACUUCACCGAUCGUCUUGUCACUGACGAGAUGCGAGCAGCUGCUGGCAUGGACCUGGCGGUGCGGGUUGUCAUGCUGGACCAACAGUACAGGCAGUGGAGAGAGUAUUUCAACACACGAGACAUGGCGCAGAUGACCCAAAAGCUUCCAGGUUUAGCAAUGAAACCUACAACUUUAACUGGACGUGAGCAGCCUUCUGCCAGCCCUACCAUCUCGACUUCGCCAAAAUCCAAUUGCAGUCCAGGGAUGGCCCUUCAACCAAACCCAGUCUACCAGCCAGAACAGAUCUUCCACAAAACCUUAGAAGCUGCCUCGCGUGGCAGAAAGACAAAACUAAGUGAGAGUAGCGAGGAUGAUACAAAUGAGGUGAACGAUGCUUUGAUGCGAACUGCGAUCAUGGGUCACGAACGGCAUCCCUAUAGAUAUGGCAUUGCUUCCGUCAACUUUAAGGGAGUCACAAGAGGAACCGGCAAUGCAACUUUGCGUAAACUUCUUUACGGUCAACUUCAAGGACAGACACGCGUAUCAGUACUUUUUGCGCAAGAGUGUCCUUGGGCUAAUCCAGUCAGUCAGCUUCAGCUAGAGGACACGUUUUGCUACACAGGAGUAGUCAAUGAAGCAGGAAUAAUCUGGGACAGCGAACUGUUUGAGCUAAAACGGUUAGACUCGUACAGGCUCAUUGGAGACAAGUACCCACAUCUAAUCCAACAUCGCGGAAGGAUAUGCAUAUCUGAAAUGUCAAUCAAAGAUGAGCAAGCUGGACAUGCGGCAAGUAGCAACAUCGCAGUGGAGAAGGAGCCAAAUGUCAAAGAAUUCAUCGCCAUCUCAUGGCACGGACCGCACAAGUGUACUGAUAAAGAAAAACAGUUGAUAUUUCGAGACCUUCUUGCCUUUUUCAAGGCACUUACAAGCAAGGGCGGCCAGAAAGCAGGUGUCAUAGGUGGCGAUUUCAACUUUAGUAUUGACAAGGCAUGCGACAACAUCGACGACAACUACCCUGGACUGGCGAUCCCUACUUCGUACGGAUGCGAAACAAUUGACUACUUCAUCUUCACCUCUGAUUUGAUCAACAUUCUGCAUGCUCAGCAGCUAUCCUUAGACUAUGACGUUGGAAGUGUGUACACAGCACAGGACAGAGACAGAGCCAGCACAGAGUCGUGUAAAACUCCAUCCAACCAAGUCAUUGAUCACAGUCCUGUCUUCGGGGUUCUAGAUCUGGGAAGUCUCAACCCAUUCUCCUCGCCAUCCAAGAUCAAGGACAGCCCCAGGAAAAUUGCGGAACCAUCUAGAAUGGAGAGUUCUCUUGACUACUCUACCGAUAGUAGCACCGGGCCUGAGGUUCGAAGUUCACCAAAGAAAAGGAAAGAGGAAGGACAAGCUACAAGUACGAUCUGCGGUCUAUCCCGGAUGGUGGCAUCCGCUGUGGUGGUACAUAAUAGGCUAAUCGAGGAGGAGCUUAGGGUCGAGCUACGUAGGAGAGACUUGCCUGGGUCGUCCGACCGUCGAGACAUGACCGACCGGCUCUGCGAGGAGAUAGAAAGAAACAACACAGGGCAGGGUACAGAGGUGGAGUCCAACCUAUCACGAGAGGUGUCCUUAGCAGUGCUGCCCAGGCUCAACGAGGAGGAGCUACGCCGGGAGCUGAGAAGGAGGGACAUCACUCCUUCUCCAGAAGACAGCCAGGACAAGCUGAUGAAACGGCUCUGUGAUGAGAUGGGAAAGGAGUACUUUGGCCAGCAAGUAAGUUCAUCGAGCUUAGAGAACGGGACAAUGAAUAGAAAUAUACAGAAAGCGACUACUCGAGAAGAAGCAAACGAAGUUGCAUCUUCUCGAACAUCUGAUGUGGAACCAAUGCAAGAAGCAACCACUAGUCUAGGAGGAAAUGUGAUAGGUAAUGCUGGAGCAGAGAAAAUCCGUGAUGACGGACAGAUGCAGGGAGCAGCGGGCACGAGUAACGAUGUGGAAUUUGUCGGUGUUGUUGCUGGAUCGAGUAAGACUUUUCAAAGCCCAAAUCUACGAUCUAAUACCUCGAGAUCGGCAGCGGAUUUAAGCAUCAAUCCUUCUUUGAAGAGGAAAGUCCAAGAUACUAGUAGUAGUACGUCCUUCAACGUUGGGCCAAGUACAUCUAUCAAGAGAAGCAACACAGAAGAGAAAACAACCAGAAAAGACAUUGGGACGAAUAGGACUGAAUUAGUGAAUCCAAGUGCCACAGAAGGCACAAUUGUCAAGCAAGAGCCAUCCCUUUAUAAUUUUGAGAACAUGUCCUCGUCAGAAAUGGCACCUGGAACUGGUGCUGGUCCAUGGUCAGGUGUCAUUAUAGACCCGGGAAAUGAUGCUGAAAGAUCAAGUACCAAAAACAAACGGGCCUGUACUGUUGAAGGAUGCGGGUAUAUGGCACGUUGCAAGAGUGAUCUUGACCAACACAACAGGAAACACACUGGGGACAAACCGUUUAAAUGUGACAAAUGUGACUUUUCGACAGCUUAUCGUGCAUCCCUAAAGGUCCAUAAAACGUCACAGCACGUAGCUAACCUUCGGGGAAGCGAAGCUCAAGGUAGAUUAUAGGUCCCUAGCGGCUGUCUAAUGGUACUACAGCAGGUAUUUCUGGUUUUGUAUUUUCGUGUUCUUGACAAGCUAUGAUGUGUUUUCAAUGGUAUAAAUAGAUACUUCUUGUGUUCUUCUUAAGUUGGUAUAGGUUUGUACCUUCUGGCAGCUUUUUUGUUUGUUUUGUUGGGAUCUCCAUUAGUGAUCGAUCGUUUUUUGGCGACGCAUAAGGGGCGACAGCCUUAUGGUAUAGUAAAUAAAGGAAUGUCUGUGUGCAGAAAUGUGUCCUCAGGAAUGUUUUGUUAGGGAUUUUGGAUUCUCAGGUAAUCAAAAAUGGACCGUUAUUGGUAAGAAGUCUAGACACAUUUUGUGAAAAAAAAAGACAACAGGCACUGUACAGGCUUAAGCGUGAAGACCAUCUCAGCUUUAUUCACUUCUGUUUGCCAAAAUACAUCAUCAAACUGAAACUGCUUGUAUUUUUUUGUGAAACGCAAAUCAUGCUGCUUUAUAAAAGCUAUAUAACUUGAAAGUUAAUCUGUAUUGGUGUGAGACAUUCUGGAUCAAAGUUGAAGUAUAAUUUCCAACACAAAAGUCCAAUUUUUGUGUUAGAAAAUUACAGUUCAAAUUUGAUCCACAAUAAAAGCUAUAUGUUUAGACAAAUAGUUGUAUUACUGAAAGCCGUAACUUGCAGUCCAAAGCCUCUAUCCCAAACUUGUGCCAUACGAAACUUGACUAGUGUUUUGCUGUACAUGUAGCACUGAAACUUCUUUGAAUUGACACUCAGUCACUGCAUGUCACAAUACAUAAUAGGAACAAGGUUAUGAAUAGAUAAGUAUUUUAUGUUGAGGGACACAGUCUGGCAUAUAAAUCUAAACAGGAUUAACAACAAAGACAUACCUUUAUUCCAUGCAUAUGCAUACUGUAUGAACCCAACACACCCUUCCUCAAGUAAAGCAUAGUUACAUAAUGUUGCAACAAAUUACAUAGCUAAUACCUUUCCAGACACCCUAUCCCAACGCAUAGUGAACCUUACCCCAUGUUGAAAUUACAAAUCAGCACUCCCCCGAAAAUAUACACAAAUGCUACAGAAGUUUGAAAAAUAGGCUAUAGGAAGCUUUUCUAGUAUUCUUGUCCUUCUUUAUGUUGUAUGUUGACAAUGGAAUCUUUAUGUAAAUUUUCUGCAUAUACAAGACGAUAUACUAAUAUUGAAGAUUUUCAAUAAAUUUCUAUGUAAAAGCCUUAACUAAAAUGUAACUUUUCUGUUUAUAACAAUUGUAUUAAGUGCUAUUCAAUAAACUGUUUGUUCAUAAUCUAUUCCCUUCUGAUGUUGCUGAAGAUCGAAUCUUAAAAAUCAUACUUGUAGUUCUUGAUUCCAGGUUAUUAAAGUUUAUGUCCUCCAGUGGUGUCAUAGUUAACAUUACAGCCAGUUCAGAACCUUGUACCACAACCAACGAAAAACAUUCUUUAGAGAAGCAAACAGUGCAUAACCAUAAUUGUAAAGUAAAUACAAUGUACAACUUUUUAUAACGUUAACUGCUUAAUCUGCUUCAGAAUCACAAAAGAGUGUUUUUCACAUACAAGUCAAAAGUGCAAUGUUUUGAAUGCCUACUUUGUUAACAAUGAUAUCGAUGUCUGAAGUUAACUUGGUUCGUUGGCGUCAGGAAUCAAGAACUAUCAGUUCACUUCAGUCGAGGACAAGAACUAUGAAAUAGUAAGAUUACAUUCAAUAACAUCAGGAGGGUGAAUUUUUAUGAAUGGUAAUGUUUAUUGAAUAAAACUGAGUUAUGG